Molecule: messenger RNA, 2661 nt
Organism: Lichtheimia ornata
Lineage: Eukaryota; Fungi; Mucoromycota; Mucoromycetes; Mucorales; Lichtheimiaceae
Exons: 6
Coding region: 1-2661 (886 amino acids)
Molecular function (GO): guanyl-nucleotide exchange factor activity
Source: RefSeq, a predicted model, not a curated record
AUGUCAGAAGCAUCUAGCAGCGACAUCGCGUGCUAUUACAAAAAGGAUGAGCUGAUAAUACAUAAUGCUUUACUAUCAUCGUUGUGGUCUCGGAUAACAAUGUUAUUAAGCUCUCCAACAAUAUCAAGGAAUAAAUUAUCGGAUGUCAUUCGUGACAUAGUAGCCGAACGUAAUACCAGCAUGGCGGACAACAGCACGGCAAUCGAACAUAUUAUACUUUCACUCAUUGAUAACAAGUGCCUUGCUCUCUAUCGAGAAGAACGACUUUAUCUGGUCAACAGGAGUCCCCCGUCUUCCAUUCAAGGUGUAUUUGUGCCACUGGCCAGUUGCUACUCUCCGCGUUGUAGCCCACAACAUCAGCUGUGUUACGCACCAUCUUGCCCAAACAAAGGUGGCAAUCUGCAUUUUUCUAACCAUGAAGCACAUAGCAAUUUGGAUACGAGCGCUUUAUCACCUGAAGAGUACAAACGCCAGAAUGCCAUUGAAGAAAUAGUGGUAUCGGAGAAACAAUACUGUCAUGACCUUGAAAUCAUUUCCGAAGUUUAUGCACAACCAUUGCUUGAUUCAUCAGCGGUCAUUGAAGAAACCAGGCGUCAAAAAUUCCAUGAUAUCGUAUUCGGCAAUUAUGAAGCGAUUCACGAUUUACACUCCCAAGGCUACAAAGAAUUAUUAGAGCAGCAGGAUCCUAUUAGCGGUUUAUACGUUGGGUCGAUCGGCAUUGUCAUUUGGAAUCAUGUUUCUCGUUUGAUGGAUCCCUAUGUGACAUACGCAGCCAACCACAUGAAAGCAACAUUUGUCGCCACAGUAGAAGCAAACAGGAGCCCACGUUUUGGGACCUUUUUGGAAGAACAAAAUACGCAUACAAAUACUCGACGAUUGGGACUACGGCACUAUUUAACAUUACCAACGCUUCGUCUGGGAAAAUACAAGUUGCUUAUUGAGGCAUUACUCAAGUACACUACAGAUGAAGCUGAUCAGCUUGCACUGGGAGCUGCAUUGGCAGAACUCAGUGAUAUUUUGGAACGCAUGAAUGAAUUGACACGUCAAGCCGAGGUAGAAACACAACGCCUGCGAAUCGCGUCUACACUCUUGAUCCCAAAUCAUAUUCCAACCACACUUGAGCAAAUUCUCCCUGAGAACGCAUCGUUAUUGCAUGAAGGGAAUUUAAUGCUAGCACGUUCUCUACAUUCUUGGACAAUGGUACCAUGUCGUGUUUUUCUAUUUACACAUCUCGUGGUGGUCACACGACCUCGGUUCUCGGGUAAGCAUGAGGAAUUUGUAGUGGCAGGACAUCCUAUACCAUUACAUAUGUUACGGCUGAAUCUACCACGUAUCUACGGUGGUACUGUCACAGCAGCACCAGUGAUAACAUCGUCAUCACAAGAUCAAACGGUUACCGGUCUUUACAUUCGUGCACGAUUUCGCCGCCUUCGGAACAGUUUGCGGCAUUCCAAGACAUCACCAUCAGAUAGCAAGCAACACAUUGUAGCACGGCGCACCUUACCAAAUACGACUUCCUCUCGGGCAGGACCCAGGUACCGUAUGCUCGCGCUUUCCCAUCUUGGACUCGGCGAUUGUUCAUUUUACCUUGCUUGCCCUACGAUCGAAGAAAGGGAAGAAUGGCGUGAGCUACUAUGUAAAGCUAUACAAGACGUGCAAAUUAACAGUGGUCCUAUCUCAUUGAGCCCGUUAUGUGAGGUGGCUACUGGAUCCAGCAAUCGCCAGUCCGCUAUUGUAGUUGGAGGUAGUGCAAUGUUUCCCACCGGCUGUGGUCGGAUAUGGUGCACUCUACCUUUUGAUCUUUCGGACGGCUCAUCUAUGCUCGCUCUUGGGACGCAGUAUGGUAUAUGGAUUGGUCCUCGUGAUGGCGUAUCACAUGAAUUUCAGCUGGCAGUUGCCCAAGAAGACUGUAGACAGCUGGCCAUUUUGGAUAAUACGGCUCUGGUGGUACGCACAAAGCGCUCUGCACUAAUGGCAUACGAUAUCCAACAAGUAUCUGUGACAGGUUCACAUCACCGAUGGGGCUACAUUCAUCGAUCAUCUGUCAUAUCAUUUGCAGUUGGCACUAUCUACAACACACGUGUCCUUUGUUAUCUAAUACAAAAAAGAUCGUGCACUCUCUUGGUCAUCAUGCAGUAUAAGGGGGAAUGGUUCCGUAAAGCAAAGGAAUACCGAUUGGAGUCUCGCGAUACAUACCAUAUUCAAGUUGCAUACGAUGCGGUGUUUUUGCAGUCCCCUAGCCUUGGCAUUGGACGAAUCCACAAUGGACGUUGUGAAUGGAAGAAGGUCACAGCAUUUCCUGACAAUGUGAUAGGAUUUGUGCCAUUCUCACGUGAUUCAGGAUAUGCAUAUGACCUACAUACGGCUUGGAAUAUUUGCUUUCACGAUUAUAUGAAUCCCGUUUCGAUCCAGCCCAAGGUUGGUUUUGAUGCGCGACUGCAAAAACUUGUAAUCAUCUCUCCAUAUUUGAUUGGUUUUUCACCUUCAGUGAUCGAGAUCCGACAUAUGGAAACAGGGAAAACGGUUCAAGUCUUAGCCGGUAACCAUAUUAGAUGUGUUCACACUUCAUACGACGACGAUUUGCAACGACCAGUUAUUCACGUUAGCAUUCUUCACCAUGAAGAUCACAUUGUUCGUAUAUACAGCCUUUUUGCUCGAUAA